AUGCCUGUCGAACUUUUAAUGAGACCUAUUAUGAGGCCAUUGGUGGUUGCCAAGUCUGUUCUCUUCCAUCCCCAUAGAAGAGCUUCCAGAUAUGUCCCAAAAAUUAUAGAAUUUGAUGAAGAGAACUUGACUGAGUAUGCUAUUAGAAAACGAUUUGGUACAGGGUCCAAGGUUUUUGAUGUUUUCGACACAACUGAGGGUGAUAAUGGGCCAUCCGAUUCAGAAAAAAGACUUUAUUGGUUUGUCAGAUCAAGAGCUGUGAAAGGUGCUUAUAAGAUGUAUUCCACAAAGAUUCUAGGUACCGGUCCGGAGGGCGAGGACGAGCCUAUCGCCACUACGAGAGCUGGUCUAAGAUCCAAUGUAUUGAUGAUCAGGUCUCCCGAUCAGAUUCCUGCUGCUGAGUUGGGUUGGCAUGUUAUCAAUCAUAGAGUUGAUGCCAAUGAUAGUUAUCGUGUUUUCACUUUAUCGAACGGUAAGCAAUUCCAUUGGACCACCACAGGCAGAUUCUUAGAAAUUGUCCACAAUCCGGGAGAAAAAGAAUCGGAGGUUAGGGAACGAGUUGGGCAAGUUAUUCCGGCAGGAACCGGAGGCUGGAAUAUCAAGAUUGAUGAAUCGAAGAUUUCACGAGAGUUGGCUAUCACUACGGCACUUUCGUCGGUGAUCGAUCAAUGGAACACGAACAUUGCGGUUGGUGGCAUUUACUACGCUAGACAGCAAGAAGAUGUUAGAUGGAAGCGUGACUAG
Molecule: messenger RNA, 744 nt
Organism: Saccharomycopsis crataegensis
Lineage: Eukaryota; Fungi; Ascomycota; Saccharomycetes; Ascoideales; Saccharomycopsidaceae
Exons: 1
Coding region: 1-744 (247 amino acids)
Source: RefSeq, a predicted model, not a curated record